AUGCUUACGGGGAGGCUUUUAGGUGUGUGUCAGUUUGGUCAGGGCUGCCGGUAUUCGCACUUGACGCCAGAAUUGGAGUCUAAAUUGAAAUAUCAAAUUGCUCAGCAAAAGCAGUUGUCAGUUACGGAUCCCGUGCAGGCCGCUCGAGAGUUGGAAGAACAUGUGAGACAGAAGCUAGCUGGCAGGCAAGGCUCCGAGGUGACCCUGAAUAACCUUUCCGUAGAUCAAGUUCCCCCUUCCAUAAGACAUUGUCUAUCACCAUCCCGGCGAGCUGAGGUUUAA
This is a messenger RNA of Dibothriocephalus latus, 282 nucleotides long. NCBI's taxonomy places the organism in Eukaryota, Metazoa, Platyhelminthes, Cestoda, Diphyllobothriidea, Diphyllobothriidae. The record is from the annotation of a GenBank genome assembly.